AUGGACCCUGUGGAUGCUUCUGUCCGUCUGUCCAUCCAUCCGCCGACCAUGCUGCUUCAACCACUGCACUGUCUGCUUCUAGCCUCAGCCGUGCUGCUCUGCAACGCCGCCCCCACCCCCACGGAAAGACAUGGCGGCUCAGACACCAAGUGUCCCCUGAUGGUGAAGGUUCUGGAUGCAGUGAAAGGGACUCCAGCUGGAUCAGUGGCACUUAAGGUGUCUCAGAAGACUGCUGAUGGGGGGUGGACACAUAUUGCUAAUGGACUCACAGAUGCCGCUGGAGAGAUCCAUAAUCUGAUCACAGAGCAGCAGUUCCCAGCAGGAGUGUAUCGUGUUGAGUUUGAUACCAAAGCUUACUGGAGUAGAGAGGGAAGCACGCCGUUCCAUGAAGUAGCUGAUGUGGUGUUUGAGGCCCACGCUGAAGGUCAUCGUCACUACACCUUGGCCCUGCUGCUCAGUCCAUACUCCUACACCACCACAGCCGUGGUCAGUGACGCACACCACUGA
Molecule: messenger RNA, 507 nt
Organism: Chelmon rostratus (copperband butterflyfish)
Lineage: Eukaryota; Metazoa; Chordata; Actinopteri; Chaetodontiformes; Chaetodontidae
Gene: ttr
Product: transthyretin (prealbumin, amyloidosis type I)
Exons: 5
Coding region: 1-507 (168 amino acids)
Biological process (GO): purine nucleobase metabolic process
Source: RefSeq, a predicted model, not a curated record